Messenger RNA from Lepisosteus oculatus (spotted gar), 3916 nucleotides. RefSeq names its product transforming growth factor, beta 2 (gene tgfb2). Gene Ontology annotation, biological process: regulation of cell population proliferation; transforming growth factor beta receptor signaling pathway. Gene Ontology annotation, molecular function: growth factor activity; cytokine activity; transforming growth factor beta receptor binding. Lineage: Eukaryota; Metazoa; Chordata; Actinopteri; Semionotiformes; Lepisosteidae. The record is from RefSeq and is a predicted model, not a curated record. Gene Ontology annotation, cellular component: extracellular region.
UAACGCAGGCUGAGGAGUCCACUGUUUGAAUAUGAUGACCACAACGUCACUUCAUUGGGAGGCAAACACGUGGUGAAGUGAGUCCCUUAUAUAUCAGCGUCCCUCUGUCCUCGCUACAUGGUGAUGUUAUCUGCUGGCAAGCUUACUUUUCUAGGGGGCCGAGAAUUUAACAGGAUGGAUGGAGGAAUAUAAUAACGGUUUGCAGUUGCAGUCGUGGAAAGGAGUAGAGAUUAAUUCACUAUUUGUUCUUAUUAAUAAUUUGCCUUCGGUCAAUUUGGAUAACCAGCAAAAAAAAAAGUCCGGUAAAAGAGGCAAUGCAGGGUCCAUGUAAAUUUCAAGGGGGGAAAUUCAACUGCUAAGCUUGAAAGGCGGACUUGUGCUGUGAGCGGCAGAGACCAGAGCUGGAAAGGACUCCAGAAGCGUUUCUGAUGCGGUGGAGGUGUGUGCGAUCGGCAGGGCUCACGUCGGUUCUGCUAAACAGGGGCUAACUUAGGCUUGGUUUAUUUUUUGAAGCGUUUGGAUAAUUUUGGCUUUUAAGACAAUCUUUAAAAAUAUUUAUUUUUGAUAUAUAUUUGAGAGCUAGCAGAGUCAUCUGUAAACGCACUACAUUAGCUUAUUCGUAUGCUUUUAUUGCUCGGUAUGUGAAUAAUAAAAUACAACUUAAUGUAAGUUCGAAUUGAGGGGGAAUUUAAUCAAUGCAUGGACUCCCCACAUAAACACUACAAAAGUUGAGGUUGAUCCUAUUUUGUUGCAGAAUUUUUAAAUAUUAUCUCCAGUACAACAUAUGCACGCCUCGAUCGCUGUUUUAAAGGAAAACGAUACUUCAUUAAAAAGAUGAACUGCUACAUUCUGAGUAUUUUCUUAACGUUGGAUUUAGCCACUUCGGCUCUUAGUUUGUCUACUUGCAGUACUCUCGACAUGGAUAAAUUCAUGAAAAAAAGGAUUAAUGCCAUCAAGGGACAGAUACUGAGCAAACUGAAGCUCUCUAGCCCACCUUCACACUUCCCUGAACCUGAAGAAGUUUCCAGGGAAAUAAUCGCUAUAUAUAAUAGCACAAGAGACCUUCUGCAGCAGAAAGCUAACGAGAGGGCUGCGACUUGUGAAAGGGAAAGGAGUGAAGAGGAGUAUUAUGCGAAAGAAGUUUACAAGAUAGACAUGCUACCUCUUUACUCUUCUGAAAAUGUCAUCUCUUCGACGCUAUAUAAUCCUUACUUCAGACGACUCACAUUUGAUGUCUCACCAAUGGAGAAGAAUGCCUCAAAUUUGGUGAAGGCGGAACUUAGGAUUUUUCGAUUACCAAAUCCAAAGGCAAGAGUUUCUGAGCAGCGAAUAGAACUUUAUCAGGUCCUUGGUCACAAAGAACUAACAUCGCCAACCCAACGAUACAUUGACAGUAAAGUAGUGAAAACAAAAAUGGAGGGAGAGUGGUUAUCUUUUGACGUUACAGAAGCUGUAAGUGAGUGGCUUCUUCACAGAGAAAGAAACAAUGGAUUCAAAAUAAGUUUGCACUGCCCAUGUUGUACAUUUGUACCUUCAAACAAUUACAUCAUACCAAAUAAGAGUGAGGAGCUAGAAACCAAAUUUGCAGGUAUUGAUGACAUCUACAUCCGUAAUUCGAAAGACAGUGAAAGAAGUCCUCACCUUUUGCUGAUGCUGCUUCCAUCAUACAGACUUGAGUCUCAACAAACCAGCCGUAGGAAAAAAAGGGCCUUAGAUGCUGCAUAUUGCUCAAGGAAUGUACAGGACAACUGCUGCUUGCGCCCAUUAUACAUUGACUUUAAGAGGGAUCUUGGCUGGAAAUGGAUUCAUGAACCAAAGGGAUAUAAUGCAAAUUUUUGCGCAGGGGCUUGUCCAUAUUUAUGGAGUGCCGAUACUCAAAAUAGCAAGGUAAUUGGUCUGUACAGCACAAUAAACCCAGAAGCUUCAGCAUCUCCUUGCUGUGUGUCUCAAGAUUUAGAGCCUCUUACCAUCUUGUAUUACAUUGGCAAAACCCCCAAAAUUGAACAGCUUUCAAACAUGAUUGUCAAAUCUUGCAAAUGCAGAUAAAACAUUUCGUAGUUGGGAAGUUUGAUUAUAUCAGUGUUAAAAGACACCUUCAAAACAGAACCAUAGUAUGGAUGGACGAAUCUUAAAGGCCAACGGAAGAAAUGCUUUUCAAAGGCAUUAACUGCCUUGCUUCACCUACUUUGUUCGUGAGAUAAAGGAGAUAAUUGUAAACACUGGAAGAAUCUUUAAGUGUCGAUAUGUGAAAUAAAUAUAAGAAUUCAAUUUCCCUGAUUUUACUGUCCUAGUCUGGUGCCAGUAAUUUCUCUCUGUAUUGUUUUCCAUCUUUAGAGCUACCCUUUUAAAAUAACAAAACCCAUUUCCAAUUUGUUUAGUACUUAAAAGUAAGUGUACAUUUUAAGGCCUUCAAAUCUCAGAAGUAGUUGCACUGCUUAAAAGACUGUCUUUUCAUACCGAAUAGUGUUGAUAUUUUCCUCAACAGCACUUCGUUUUGCUAAAAAAAAACAUGUAGUAGCUACAAAAUAAAGAAUACUUUUUUGAAAGAGCAGAAAAUGGCCCAAUGUGGAGUGGAGCUGAUUUCAUCUUGUAACCAGUACAACAUUGUCACCAUUAUUUUUUCUGAUGGCAAUUGGAAGGAAGAAAGGGGACUAUUUCGAAGUGAUUUCGAAGUGAUUAUGUAAAAAAGACACCGGUAACAUUGUUGAUUUAACACGUUAAAUUAAUAAAAAUAAUUUUAAAUACUCUCAAACUGUGGCAAAAUAACAUUAAAACAAGGGUGCUACUGUGAUCACUCAGUUUCUAGAAUGCAUUGAAAUUCAAACAAAGCUUACCAAGAACGUUUUCCCAGACUCCUUUCUGCAAUGACUUUUAGUUUCACCAUUUCUUAUGUAUCAGUUUCUAGUCAUGGGGUCAAAUUCUUCUCCAUAAAUCAUGCUUUUUUUAUUCUUGAGAAGGAUUAUUUAUUAUGAUAUAUAUGUUGUCCAUGUCUUGGGAACUUAUGUCAGAAUUGCAUUAGGAGAAUUGUGUGGAGUCUGUGUUAAUGUGAUUUCCUAUUUAAUUAGAUAUUUAAUAUGAGACAUAUUAAAACAAGUUAAAAUACAGGAAAAUGUUUUAUCUUAUACAGUAUACACUGCUGUUAAAGGACUUUGACAUGAUAGCAGUAUAAAAUUUAUGUAUAUUAUAGGCAUCAACAUUUUUCACGAAGCCUUCACUUGUGUGUUCUACUACUAUAAGAACUGUGUUAUUACUGUAAUUUAGUUUUAUUAAGGAAAAAAAAACAAGAUCCUCAUUAAGCAAUCCUUUAAUAAACAGUAUCAAAAUCAUAAAGAAUUCAAUGAAAACUAGAUAUGAGCAGCUGAUAUGAGAUUUUAGUGAAGCUUCCCCAUCACAUUUACCAAUCAAAUUUUGUUCCAUUGUGAAGUUCCUUUUCAUUAAUAGGAUUUGUAUUUCUUUUCAUGUCAGUAAAGCUAAAAGGCUGUAUUGUGGUUUAGGACUUACUGUAUCUUAAAAAUAUGGCUAAAAUGUCAGAAGAUUGCAAUGUUCUAUCUCUGCAUGUAGAAAAUAUAAAAUGAAAGGAGUAGAAUAAUAAAAAAAUGUCUAAGUAUCUUACACAGCACUGUAUACUAAAAUGUCAUUAGCGUGGGACAAGAAUUUUCCUUUUUGUUCCUUUAGGUACAGUAUGUUGUCACAUGCUGUGUCCUGAAAACAAAGUACAAUUUGUUAGCUUUUAAAAUCAAAUUUUGGAUUUAAAAAGCAAAUGGCUACAUUUUACAAAGAUAAAAGUCAUUACAUAAAAAAAUGAAAAGCCUUAGUUAAUACUGUUGCUUCCUAGUUUGAAAAUAUAUUUUAUAGGUAUAGAGAUCACCCAGUUGUGCAUCUCUUAAUAAUGGAACAAGUAAUAGGUUUAUUCCAU